UAAAAAAUUUAUGACAUAACUUGAAGGUUUGACAAAUCUGUAUUAAAAUCGCAAAAUGAGUGAUUUCUUUUCAUAAAUCUGCAAUGAAUCCAUAAAAAACUAGUCCUAAAGAAAGGGUAAAUAGAGAUAAAAAGAAAAAAAAGUAAAGGGAGUGUAAUGUAUGGAAUGCCGAACCUUCCCCGCACGCGUUAAAAGCUGAGACACCUCACACGUGCUGUCGCGAUUGGGAUUCUGUACGGCUAUCCACGUGGCACCUUCUUCCCCCGCCCCUCUCCAUUUAUAUUCUUCCCUUCUUUCUCACUCCUCAAUUUAUUCACUCUCAAGUCUCACCCUUCCUCCCGUCCCAAAACGCCGUCGUUUUCCCUCCCCAAUUUCCUCAGCCUCUACUUCCUUUCCCCCAAAAGGAAACUAAAAAGAAAAAUCGAAAUUAGUCAAUCCAUCGGCUCCCGAUUUCCCGGAAAUGAUCGCGGAUUGAUCAAACCAUGGAUUCCGAUUCAGUGAAAUCGAGCUUCACCUACAUGGGGCGCAAGUUCAGCGAUAUCAGCCUCAACGACUCCUCCUCCUCCGCCUUCAGCGACUGCAACAGCGACAGAUCCGGCGAGUUCCCCACGGCGUCGUCGCAGAGCCGCCGCCUCUUCCUCUCCUGCGCCUCCGACAAUUCCGACGAGCUCAUCUCGCAGCUCGUCUCCGCCCUCGAUUCCGACAACAUCGACGAGCAGAAGCAGGCCGCCAUGGAAUUGCGUCUCAUGGCAAAGAAUAAACCGGAGAACCGGAUCAAAAUAGCGAGGGCCGGAGCGAUCAAGCCGCUGAUUUCGAUAAUCUCGUCCAACGAUCUGCAGCUGCAGGAGUACGGCGUCACGGCGGUUCUGAACCUCUCGCUGUGCGACGAGAACAAGGAGGAGAUCGCCUACUCCGGCGCGAUCAAGCCGCUGGUCCGCGCCCUCAAGGCCGGCACCUCCACUGCCAGGGAGAACGCCGCCUGUGCGCUCCUCCGGCUAUCGCAAAUCGAGGAGAACAAGGUCGCGAUCGGGCGGUCCGGCGCGAUUCCGCCGCUGGUGAACCUGUUGGAGAGCGGCAACUUCCGCGGGAUGAAAGACGCGUGCACAGCGCUCUACUCGCUGUGCACGGUCAAGGAGAACAAGAUCAGGGCGGUGCAGGCGGGGAUUUUGAAACCCUUGGUGGAGCUCAUGUCGGAUUUGGGGUCGAACAUGGUGGACAAGUCGGCGUUCGUGUUGAGCCUGCUGAUGUCGGUGCCGGAGGCGCGGGCGGCGCUGGUGGACGAGGGCGGCAUACCCGUGCUGGUGGAGAUUGUGGAGGUGGGGACGCAGCGCCAGAAGGAGAUCGCCGUCGCCAUACUGUUGCAGUUGUGCGAGGACUGCUUGGCCUACCGUACUAUGGUGGCCCGCGAAGGAGCCAUUCCCCCCCUGGUGGCUCUCUCGCAGACCGGGACCACUCGCGCCAAACAAAAGGCGGAAGCACUGAUUGAGCUUCUACGGCAGCCAAGAUCCACAAACGGCGCUGCGAGGGACAUAUGAUGUGUUGCUUUCGUGCACUCCCACAUGAUGAUACCCAUACCCUGACAAAACACCCACUUGGAAUUUUCCACUAAAGGACAAAAUAGAGUGAUAAACAAACCCAUACAUAUCAAAGCAAAGAGAUAGGGCCGGGUCAUAACUGUAAAUAUCCAAUGCUGCUGUGACUUGUCAUGUAAAUUUGCCUUCGAUUUUGAUCUUCUUCAAACUCAAAAAAAAAAAAAAAUACUCAUAUAAACAAAAUCUUCUAUUCCAAUACGCUUUGGUUUGGCUUUUUUGGUUUUGAGUGUAAGUUUUCUCUUUUAAUGUAAAACCCAAUAUCUUCUCUCUUUAUACUUUCAGAGAUUUUGUAUUUAAUUGUUGAUAUGCUCCAAAACCUUUAUCUUCUUUAUUCUUGGUUGUAAAAGUUUUGUCCAUCUAUUGAGGUCAAUGCUUUGUACUAGCUAGAUAUUAGGGUUGAGUACAAAAAUUCGGAGAUCCAACGACUUACAAAUCAUAUGGAAA
Molecule: messenger RNA, 2036 nt
Organism: Salvia miltiorrhiza (redroot sage)
Lineage: Eukaryota; Viridiplantae; Streptophyta; Magnoliopsida; Lamiales; Lamiaceae
Product: U-box domain-containing protein 4
Exons: 2
Coding region: 483-1535 (350 amino acids)
Cellular component (GO): nucleus; cytoplasm
Molecular function (GO): protein binding
Source: RefSeq, a predicted model, not a curated record